Cimex lectularius (bed bug) is the source of this 548-nucleotide messenger RNA. RefSeq names its product molybdopterin synthase catalytic subunit (gene Mocs2B). Gene Ontology annotation, cellular component: cytosol. The transcript has a single exon. Gene Ontology annotation, biological process: Mo-molybdopterin cofactor biosynthetic process. Gene Ontology annotation, molecular function: molybdopterin synthase activity. Lineage: Eukaryota; Metazoa; Arthropoda; Insecta; Hemiptera; Cimicidae. The record is from RefSeq and is a predicted model, not a curated record. Bases 74 to 517 code for a protein of 147 amino acids.
AUUGAGACGGGCGAAGUCGAAUUGAAAGAAGGCGAUGAGAUAGCUGUAAUACCACCAUUGAGCGGCGGAUAGUAUGGACAGCAUCAUUCUGACAGAGGAGAACCUCAGCAUCGAGGAGGCAUGUCAGAGAGUUGGAGACAAUACGUGCGGAGCGAUAUCUACAUUUGUUGGUACGACUCGGGACAGCUUCGAGGGCAAGAGGGUCAUAAGCCUCGUCUACGAGACUUACAAGCCGAUGGCGGUGAAAGAAAUGGAAAAGAUCUGCGCACGCAUGAGACAGAGGUGGGAUGGAGUGAGGCAUAUUUGCUUCAGGCACAGGCUGGGCGAAGUGGCCAUCGGCGAGGCGAGUGUCAUUAUAGCAGUGUCGUCGGUGCACAGGGCAGAUGCUCUGGCUGCUGUCGGAUACGCUAUCGACGAGCUGAAGAAGACAGUGCCAAUUUGGAAAAAAGAACAAUAUGCUGAUGAGCCAGCCGUCUGGAAAGAAAAUACAGAGUGUGACUGGAAAUCACCCAGUUAAUAGUUCAAAAUUUAUCAAUUUUAUAGUCUAU